Messenger RNA from Patella vulgata (common limpet), 2709 nucleotides. Its product is annotated as sedoheptulokinase. The transcript is spliced from 4 exons. Lineage: Eukaryota; Metazoa; Mollusca; Gastropoda; Patellidae. Gene Ontology annotation, biological process: carbohydrate metabolic process. Gene Ontology annotation, cellular component: cytosol. The record is from RefSeq and is a predicted model, not a curated record. Gene Ontology annotation, molecular function: sedoheptulokinase activity. Bases 557 to 1921 code for a protein of 454 amino acids.
UGAUAACCCCGUAAUCCUUCCACCUCAAAAUUAUGAAACUUUACCAAAACCUGGCAGAAAAUGUUAAUUCAAACCCUCUUCGUCCAUUCUAGACCAAAAAAUCAACAAAAAUGGGCAUGGAAAAGGGGAGAAAAGAGACUAAGAGAGAAUUGUUAUAAAUAGACGAACUACAAUUGUUGUACCGAGAUGGUGAAAUUUAAUGGUGGUCUGGGUGGUGAAAUUUAAUGGUGGUCUGGGUACCGAGAUGGUGAAAUUUAAUCGUAGUCUGCCUCCAUAUGUCGUACAUGAUAAUAUAUGUAUGAAACGCAAUACGAAUCCGUUAAUAAGAUUUAAGACGCAGUGGGUUUAAUAUAACCUAUAAAAAUACAUCAGUAGUAAAUAUUAACAGUUUAGUACGUGGAAAAAAUGAGAUUUAUGUAAUAUUACCUCCCUUGACACAUUAAAGGGAGGUGGUUUCUAGGAUUCAGACUAGUAAUUCUCUCCCCCAUUGUCUUAAAUAAAAUAUUAUGAUUAAAUACUUAGUCAUAGCUUGAUUCUUAUUCUUGCAGAUUAAAAAAUGGACUAUGUACUGGGAAUUGACUUUGGUACAACUUCAGUAAAAAUAGUUGUUCUGGAUCAUAUAACAAGUCAACAACUUUACUCGUCUAAUGUUAAGACAGAUGCUGAUGUUGAGAGCGUGAUUGGAGAAGCAGGCUAUGAACAGAAUGUAGGAAAGAUUUAUGAAGCUUUGGAAAAAUUAGUUCUCCAGAUACCUGAUGAAUUGAAAAAUAACAUCAAAACUAUAGGAGUAACAGGACAAAUGCAUGGGCUGGUUCUGUGGAAAACACCACAGGCCAGUGAUUUGGGUUUAAUGAAAUGUGAAUCAUCAAAUUUGUACACUUGGCAAGAUCAAAGAGCUAUCCCAGAAUUCCUGUCUUUGCUACCUGUUCCAGACAGUCAUAUUCCCUUAGCAACUGGUUUUGGCUGUGUGACUUACUUUUGGCUAUUACAGCACCAGCCACACAUGAUUAAACAUUUUGAUUGGUUAGGCACUAUAAUGGAUCACUUUGUUUUCUCAUUGUGUCGAUUAGAACAUCCAGCAACGACCAGUCAACUAGCAGCAAGUUUAGGAUUUUUUAAUACCCAGACAAAUACUUGGAAUAUUGAAAUAUUGAAGACACGUGGCUUUCCAGUUGAUAGAUUACCAAGGAUUGUAAAAGCAGGUACCAUUGUAGGACAACUUGUUGAUGAUUGGCAUUGCAUUAAAAAGGGUGUAUCUGUUUUAGCUGGACUUGGAGAUGUUCAGUGUUCAUUCCUUUCUUCCUUGUUGUGUCAAAAUACAGUAUUAAACAUGGGUACCUCACUACAACUUGGCUGUAUAGUUAAACAAGAUAACUUCAAACAACCAGAUUCAACAUACAUUCAACACUUUCCUUAUUUUAAUGAAGACUAUCUUGCUUUAGCAGCCAGUUUAAAUGGAGGAAAUGUUAUUAACCAAUUUGUUCAGAUGCUUGUCAAAUGGAUGAAACAAUUUAGUGUGGAUAUUAGUGAAAAUGAUGUUUGGGAGAAAUUAUUGAAAGAAAGUGAAAAUGUAACCCUAGAUGAACAUCUGGAAGUUAAACCAACAUUAUUUGGAGAACGUCAUGCACCAAGUGAAUUUGGUAGCAUCCUUGGCUUAACCCCUAAAAAUUUGAAUCUUCCCCAACUGUUUAAUUCAAUCUGCUUUGGCCUGAUUAAAAAUGCACAAGCAAUGAUGCCUGUAGAAUUUCUAAAAUCACACAAUAUUGAAAGGAUUAUGGGUAGUGGAAGCGUUCUUUCGCGAAAUCCAUUGAUAAGAAAUCACUUAAAAGAAGUAUUUAAAGAUUUUACGUUUGUUGAUGGUUUAGACUGUGAUUCUGCAACUGGUGCUGCCCUAUGUGUAAUAAAAUAUUGUCAAAAUUAAGCUGAUCUUUUUAUGAUAUACAUGAUUGUUUUGAUUUUAUGAUAUACAUGAUUGUUUUUUUAUAAAUGAAAUGAAAUGGGCUUUAGCGUCCUACUGUUCUGCUCCGACUGGACUAAUGAAGACGGGCAUAUGCCAUACAGUGUGUUAUGAGGGAUAUUUUACCUGGACAGUAGUGGCAUUACUGCCUACUCUUCCAUUGAAUUCCAACUGCCAAGGGAUCUUUUACUUGCAUGCCAAUAUGUACAUGCCAUGGGACCUUGGUAUUUGUCCCAUCUGAAUGACUAGACAGCUGUCCUUUAGUCGGGUAUUUUUCGGCUAAUAAUAAGUAGCAAUCUUGUUAAAACACAGAUGCUAUUUCGUUUCAUUUUUUAUAGUUUAAAAUGUUGUUUUACUUAAAAUAAACACAACAGUUCUAUGGAUAACAAUUACUAUAUUUAAUUAAAGCUACGUUUCAACAAUGAUUCUCUUGUCGUUAUCAAGCACAAUACUGAUACAGACAGAAGGAGUGAAAUAUAUAUACUAUGUACAAUCAAAACAUUCAAUGAAACCAUAAAUUAGGAGAACAGUGACCUUUGAUCUUAUAAUGAAACCAUAUGCAGAAAUAUAAACCUCUAAUCGUAAUGUACACAUAGAUGGAAACCACUUAAUUAAUAUGGGAUUAUAACCCUAGAUGUGUGAUAUGGACAUUGAUUGACUCUUGUGUGAUUAUAAUACCUAGCCGUACAACUGUAUACAAAUAUUUUUAUAUGUUAACAAGUUACAGAAACUGCUUAAUAAAUUGUUUUACU